Vigna umbellata (rice bean) is the source of this 2381-nucleotide messenger RNA. Its product is annotated as Leucine-rich repeat protein kinase family protein. Gene Ontology annotation, molecular function: protein binding; ATP binding; protein kinase activity. NCBI's taxonomy places the organism in Eukaryota, Viridiplantae, Streptophyta, Magnoliopsida, Fabales, Fabaceae. The record is from RefSeq and is a predicted model, not a curated record. Gene Ontology annotation, biological process: protein phosphorylation.
AUACCUUGUUUGUUCUAUUUAUACUAAAAAAAAAAAACUAUGGUACCUUCUACUCUUUCCCAAACUCCAGUCACACAAUUCCCACCUCUCUUUUUCUUAUGGUGUUUCGCCGGAUAAACAGUGCCAUAUUUCCCUCCAUUUACCUUCUGGUUUUGGCUAAUUUGGAUUCCUGAAUCCCACCCAAUGGCGCUGCUCUCAAUUAUCGUUUUCCUCCUCCAACUCAGUUAUCAUGUCAGAGUCAACUCGGAGCCGACUCAGGACAAGCAAGCCCUCCUUGCUUUCCUCUCCCAAACCCCACACUCCAACCGCCUCCAAUGGAACGCUUCCGCUUCGGCAUGCGACUGGGUGGGUGUCAAAUGCGACGACUCCCGCUCCUUCGUCUACUCGCUCCGUUUGCCCGCCGUCGACCUCGUGGGUCCGGUUCCGUCCGCCACAAUCGGUCGCCUCUCCCAGCUUCGGAUCCUCAGUCUCCGCUCCAACGGUCUCACCGGCGAGAUCCCUGCCGAUUUCUCAAACCUCACCUUCCUCCGCAACCUCUACCUCCAGAAAAACCAGUUCUCCGGAGAGUUCCCUCCGAGUCUCACUCGCCUCACUCGUCUCACUCGCUUGGAUCUCUCCUCCAACAACUUCACCGGUCAAAUCCCUUUUUCCGUCAACAACUUAACCCACCUCACCGGCCUCUUCUUGGAGCACAACGGCUUCUCUGGGAAAAUCCCCAGCAUCACUGCCAAGCUCGUUCGCUUCAACGUUUCCUUCAACCGCCUCAACGGUUCCAUUCCGGAGACGCUCUCCUCUUUCCCCGACUCCUCAUUUGCAGGAAACGUAGAUCUCUGUGGCCCGCCGUUGAAGGCCUGCAACCCCUUCUUCCCGGCUCCGGCGCCGUCUCCCUCCUCCAAUUCGACCCCGACCAAGACGCGUAAGAAGUCCAAGAAGCUCUCCACGGGCGCCAUUGUCGCAAUCGUUGUCGGGUCCGUUCUCGUCGCGGCGUUGCUGCUGCUGCUGUUGCUGCUGUGCCUCCGGCGCCGGAGACGGCAGCCAGCGAAACCGCCGAAGCCUGUUGCUGCGGCACGUGCCGUGCCGGUGGAGGCGGGGACGUCGUCGUCGAAGGAGGAUAUCACCGGGGGUUCUGCGGAGGCGGAGAGGAACAAACUGGUGUUCUUUGAAGGGGGGAUAUACAGUUUCGAUUUGGAGGAUUUGUUGAGGGCUUCGGCGGAGGUGUUGGGAAAGGGCAGCGUGGGGACUUCGUACAAGGCGGUGCUUGAGGAAGGAACGACGGUGGUGGUGAAGAGGCUGAAGGAUGUUGUGGUGUCAAAGAAAGAAUUCGAGAUGCAAAUGGAAGUUCUGGGGAAGAUAAAGCACGAUAAUGUGGUGCCUCUCAGAGCCUUUUACUUCUCCAAGGACGAGAAAUUGCUCGUUUACGAUUACAUGUCUGCCGGCAGCUUGUCUGCUCUCCUUCACGGGAGCAGAGGGUCUGGGAGAACACCGCUGGACUGGGACAGCAGAAUGAAAAUAGCAGUAGGAGCGGCACGGGGGUUGGCAUGCCUCCACGUGGCAGGCAAGGUGGUCCACGGCAACAUAAAAUCUUCCAACAUCCUCCUCCGAGGGCCGGACCACGAUGCCGGCGUUUCGGACUUUGGUCUAAACCCCUUGUUCGGGAACGGAACCCCGUCGACCCGAGUGGCGGGUUACCGGGCACCCGAGGUGGUCGAAACUCGAAAGGUGAGCUUCAAGUCUGACGUGUACAGCUUUGGCGUCUUGCUGUUGGAGCUGCUGACGGGGAAAGCUCCGAACCAAGCGUCGCUUGGGGAAGAGGGCAUCGACCUACCGAGGUGGGUCCAGUCGGUGGUGCGCGAAGAGUGGACCGCGGAGGUGUUCGACGCGGAGCUCAUGAGGUAUCACAACAUCGAGGAAGAGAUGGUACAGCUCUUGCAAAUAGCCAUGGCGUGUGUUGCGGUGGUGCCUGACCAGAGGCCCAGCAUGCAGGAGGUGGUGCGCAUGAUCGAGGACAUCAACCGGGGCGAGACCGACGACGGCUUGCGUCAGUCCUCCGAUGACCCUUCUAAAGGAUCCGAGGGUCACACUCCUCCCCCGGAGUCAAGGACGCCGAGGUCACUCACACCUUAACAAAAGUAAUAAAGGCUUCUUGAUUGAAUGAAAUUCAAAAAGAGGAAAGAAAGGACAGCACAAGGUGGUGGUGGGUCGCUCUUCAAAAAAUAUUGUCAAUUAUGCACUGUGCUUUCUUCCUUCCCUGGCCCCGUUCCUGUCUAUUUUUCCCCCCUCUCAACGUGUUUCAUUUCAUUUUUUUCCCCUAUUUUUCUUUUAUUAUUGAUUUUUACAGGUGGGAUUUUAAAAUUGUUAAUCAAGCUUUGACCUUUUCAUCA